Messenger RNA from Lucilia sericata (common green bottle fly), 3491 nucleotides. Its product is annotated as poly(rC)-binding protein 3-like. Gene Ontology annotation, cellular component: nucleus; cytoplasm. Gene Ontology annotation, biological process: regulation of RNA metabolic process; regulation of gene expression. NCBI's taxonomy places the organism in Eukaryota, Metazoa, Arthropoda, Insecta, Diptera, Calliphoridae. Gene Ontology annotation, molecular function: mRNA binding. The record is from RefSeq and is a predicted model, not a curated record.
AAUGAAAACGAGCAUUGUAAAUUCACUCAAGAAAAGUUAAUGGUGGUGUACGUUUCGUUAGAAAUUUGUAGCGCAAGUUGUUAAAAAAGUAAAAUAAUUUUAAAUUAAUUAUUUAAAAACACACACUAAAAAAAGAAGCAAACACAAAUAAUAUACAUCUAGCAAAAAGGAAUACAAAGUAAAUUAUUUAUUUAUGAAGGUUUACAUAAAAUUGUUAUACAAAAUCUACAAAAAAUAAUUAAAAAAAAGAAAGAAAAACCCAAAAAGAGUGUUGUAUAUUUGCCAAAAUCUCCUCUCUAAUAGUCUAUUGAUAAAUACAGUGUUUUUUACAACCAACAACAACAAAUGCAAAAAAUACAAUUUUAAUUAGGAAGAGAAAAAAUAUAAUAAUAUAAAGUGUAUUUUAUUAUAUUUAUUAAAUCAUUUUCUAAUUUGUUGAAUUUAUUAAAACACAGUGGAUUUUAAACAAAGUGAGUGUCAGACAAAUAGCCAGACAAACGUUUAAAAUAAAAAGGCGACUUGCAUUAGAAGAAAAAAAUAACAAAAAAAGGAAAUUUUUCAUAAAUUUAAAUAAAUCUAAAAAAAAAGUACGAAAAAAGAAUUUCAAACAAAUUUUAUUAAACAAGUGCAAAACAGUGAUAUUUUUUUUUUAAACAAAAGCAAAGUUUUAAAAUCCCUGAACAAAUAAUUAAUGAGGAAAUAAAACAGAUUUAUUCAAAUUCUUAAUAAAAUUUUCGAAAAGAAAAGCAAUUUAACAAUAAAUAAACAAACAAAUAAAAAAUAAACCAAGUGAUAUCGACUUUUUAUUAUUAUUAUUUUAUUGAUGUCGUCGUUGUCUUUUCUGUAAAAUUAAAAAAAUACAGCCCAAGUAAAUACAUAAAAAAAAAGUAUUUAAACAGCAACAUCAAAUAAAAAAAGACAAAAUAAAACGGGUUAAGCAAUUAAUGUCUACAUAAUUUGUACCCCGUUUGUAAAGAAAGAAAAAAAAAAACUAAAGCACCGAAGACAUCGCCAAGGCUGCUGCUUCAUUAUUCAAACACUACAGCUACUAAUUGUUGUUUAACGCCAAAAAAGAAAGAAAGAGAACGUUACAAAAGAAUCUUUCUAAUCUAAAACAUAAUUAUAAAAAAAAAACAUUGUUUUUUUGCCCAAAAAUUGCCAGUCUCAAGAACAUCUUAUUGUUUCAAAAACAAAUUACAAAAACUUGUCAAAAGGCUAAAGAAAAAAAUUCAAGAAUUUACCAAGGAACCAUAAUUUUUUGAAAACUAUCAUCAUCCAUCUACAAAUAUUUUCCAUCUAUCAUCAUCUAGAAAACAUACACAAGACAGACGGACACAUCCCAGCAUAUUGUUGUUAAUGUGUAAAUGUAUUUUUUCACUUGGAUUUAAAACAAACAAAAAAACGGAAUAAAAAGAUAAUUAACUUUCUCAUAUUAUUUUUUUGCAUUUUAUAAAUGAAAAUAAAAAUUACAAUCAACCAAAUAAAAAGAAAUACAUUUCAACAAAUUUCAAUAAAAAAACAAAAUUGUUAUAAAACAAGAGGAGCUUAAAUGAAACGUUAAAAGACACCACCAAUUAAUUUAUUAUAAUUGUUACAAACAUUUAUUUGUUUCUUAUUGGACACAAAAUAAACAUAAAAACAAAUCCAGAGGAGCAAACAGGAGCAUAACAAACAACAAGUAUAUUGUUAUAAAUAAACAAAAGAAUCUACAAACAUUACGUAUAUUUAUAUAGAAUAUAUAUAUACAAACAAACAACAACAAUUUAAACAUUUUAAAUAACAAAGUUAUUUAUUUAUAAAUUCAAAUUUAAAUUAAAAAAGAAACAACCAAACAAAACCAACCAACCCAACAACCCCCCAAAAAAAGCAAACAAAACAAACACACAGUUAAAAUGGAGGACAAUAACACAAGUACGCAAACUAAACAUGAUGAUACAUCGGUUACAUUAACAAUAAGGCUGAUUAUGCAAGGAAAGGAAGUUGGCAGUAUUAUCGGCAAAAAAGGAGAAAUUGUUAAUAGGUUUCGCGAAGAGUCGGGGGCAAAAAUCAAUAUAUCUGAUGGUUCUUGUCCGGAGCGUAUUGUAACGGUGUCUGGUACAACCAGUGCAAUCUAUUCGGCAUUUACCUUAAUCACCAAGAAAUUUGAAGAGUGGUGCUCUCAAUUUAAUAAUGAUGUUGGUAAAGGUGGUAAAACACAAAUACCCAUACGCUUGAUUGUGCCUGCCAGUCAAUGUGGAUCGUUAAUUGGCAAAAGUGGUUCAAAAAUUAAGGAAAUACGUCAGACAACAGGCUGCUCUAUUCAGGUGGCUAGUGAAAUGUUACCAAAUUCAACUGAACGUGCCGUUACCUUAAGUGGUACUGCUGAACAAAUAACUCAAUGCAUCUAUCAAAUUUGUCUCGUUAUGUUGGAGUCGCCUCCUAGGGGUGCUACCAUCCCUUAUAGGCCAAAACCCCAAGUGUCAGGACCUGUCAUCUUGGCUAAUGGACAAGCAUUCACCAUACAGGGCAAUUAUGCUGUACCCGCACAAGAGGUGGCUAAAAAUCCGUUGGCUAGUUUGGCAGCAUUAGGUUUAGCCGGUAUGGCACCGGCUAAUACUGGCGGUCUUAAUCCCACAGCUUUGGCUGCUCUAGCUGGUUCACAGUUGCGUACCGCAAAUACAAAUCGUGCUCAGCAGCAACAGCAUGAAAUGACUGUUUCAAACGAUUUGAUCGGUUGCAUUAUUGGCAAAGGUGGUACUAAAAUUGCCGAAAUACGUCAGAUUUCUGGUGCAAUGAUACGCAUUUCAAAUUGUGAAGAACGUGAAGGUGGCAACACCGAUCGCACCAUCACCAUCAGUGGCAAUCCAGAUUCUGUAGCCUUGGCACAAUACUUAAUCAAUAUGAGCGUCGAAUUGCAGAAGGCAAAUCUCCAAGAGGCAAAUAGUGCAACAACAGUUAAUGGUACCACUGCCGCAACAAACGGAGGGCAAAUCAAUAGUAGCAACAGCAACACUAAUCCAACAAACACAAAUAAUAUAAACACAACAACAUCCACAUUAAGUAACAAUAUUUCGAAUAGCAAUAACACUAACACAACAACAUCAUCAUCAUCCCCAAUAAACACAACAACAAGUGUUUUGAACUCAAACAAUACAUCAUCUACAACAUCAACAUCAACACCACCACCAACACCACUAACAAAUCCUUUAGCAGCAGCUGCCAGCUCAUUAGCUUCAGCCAUACCACUGGCCCAAUUACUGGCCAAACCAGGAGCACUUAAUGCCCUUACAAGUCUUACCGCCCUCGGUAGUCUGUCCGAUUUAUUAGGAGGUCUGGCCACAUUGGGUGGUCCACCAGUCCAAACCACUGGUGUCAUUCGCACCAAAACUUUUGCUUCAUCACGUUUUCGAAAUCAUAAUUCGGAUGGCAGCGCCGAACCCGAAAAAGCUCGAAACAAAAUUCAAUCCCUAUUGAAACAACCACUAAGAAGACUAUGAAGUGUGCUGAGUAUU